AAUAAAUUCACAAGGGCCGACGUCCUCAACUGCGAGAUUGAGUCGUCCAGCGUCUCAGGGGCUCCCGUCCGAGAAAACCGAAAAACCCAUACCCCAUCUGCCGGAACAAGAGCGAUAACGACAGACACUAUGCCCAAAAAACCGGUCAUUGGACUUCUCGGGGGUGGUCAGCUCGGCCGCAUGCUUUGCGAAGCCGCUGGCCCCCUCGGCAUCGAAAUUGUGAUUCUCGACGAGGCCAAUUGUCCCGCCAAACAGGUCAACCAGAACGCAAAGCACGUUACCGGCUCAUUCAAGGACCCAGAAAAAAUCCGGGAGCUCGCCGCCCGAUGUGACGUCCUCACCAUCGAGAUCGAGCACGUCAAUACCGACAUCCUCGAGGAGAUCGCUACCAAGGGCGUCACCACGGGUCCCGGUACCGUCAAGAAGAUCCCCGUCCAUCCUUCUUGGGAGACCAUUCGCCUCAUCCAAGACAAGUUCUUGCAGAAGGAGCACUUCUCACAGGCUGGACUGCCCGUUGCCCCACAGAUGGCUAUCGAGUCUAGGCCCUCCAUGCUGGACGCCUUGCGGGAGUCCUACGAGCGCUUCGGCUUCCCGUUCAUGCUCAAGGCCCGCAAAGGGUCCUAUGACGGCAGGGGCAACUUUAAAGUGAGCGGAGUGCAGGACUUUGAGGAGGCAGUGAACGUCAUGGGCAAAUUGCCCUUGUAUGCCGAGAAGUGGGUGCCCUUCGUCAAGGAGUUGGCCGUUGUCGUCGUCAGGACCGAAGACGACGAGGGACGGCUGCGCGACAUAUAUACAUACCCAACUGUAGAGACCAUCCACGAGGAUAGUGUCUGCACCAAGGUUUACUACCCUCCACGGAAGGUCCCUGCAGAUGUUUGCGAGAAGGCGAGAGGUGUGGCCGCUGGUGUUGUCAAGACUCUCAAGGGCAGAGGCGUCUUUGCCGUGGAGAUGUUCCUCCUGGAAGAUGCAAGCAUCGAGGUAAACGAGGUCGCACCUCGAAUACACAACUCGGGCCACUACACCAUUGAGGCUGUCCCCUAUAUGUCUCAGUUUAAAGCCCAGCUUUGCUCCAUCCUCGACAUUCUCCCCCGCUCCCUCAAACUCCAGCCUCGAGUCUCCAGCGCCAUCAUGCUGAACAUCCUCGGCGGCGCACGCGAGGAUUCUCACGAAGCCCUCGCUGACCUGUCCGCGUCGCUCUACGACGACCAGAUGGACAUUUUCCUGCACCAGUAUGGCAAGACGUCGAAACCUGGCCGGAAAAUUGGCCAUAUCACCGCCACCGCCUACGCUCCCGAUACCGAUCUCGAGCAACUCGUGGCACCCCUCGUCCAGGAGGUGGACCACAUCCGCCAAGGCCGUCUCGAUGCCGCAUCCGCUCAGCUACGGCCAAGCGAUACGCCAGCAGCUGCCCCCUCGUCCUCCUCUUCCUCGUCCUCCUCGUCCUCGUCAUCCUCCCGCGACCCCUCCGCGCCCCUAGUGGUAGUGACCAUGGGAUCCGACUCCGACCUCCCCGUCCUCAAGGGCGCAUUCGAGAUCCUCGAGCGCUUCCGCGUCCCCUACGACUUCACCAUCACCUCCGCCCACCGGACACCACACCGCAUGGUCGAACUGGGCCAGUCGGCCGCCCGCCGCGGCGUCCGCGUGCUCAUCGCCGCGGCCGGCGGCGCCGCUCACCUCCCCGGCAUGCUGGCAUCCGAGACCACCGUGCCGGUCAUCGGUGUCCCCGUCAAGGCGACCCACCUCGACGGCCACGACAGCUUGCUGAGCAUUGUGCAGAUGCCGCGCGGAUGCCCCGUCGCCACCGUCGGUAUCAACAAUUCGACCAACGCUGCCCUGCUCGCGGUCAAGAUCUUGGGCGCGACGGACCCCGCCUACAGGGACGCCAUGGCUGCCUACAUGAAGGGCAUGGGCGAGGAGGUGGAGGGUAAGGCGGCUAGACUUCAGGAGAUUGGCUGGAAGGCGUACCUAGAGAAGAAGUGAUAGACUAGGCGGACCUAACUCCCUUGUUGUGAAGCAGUGCCCCAUGGGCAUAUGGCAUUGGAGACAGGGUACAUGAUGAUAUGAUACCAAUAUGAGGUGGGGGGGUGUAUGGGGGAAAGGGGUUCUAAAAGCAUGGGAGGGAUGAUUUUCUUGUCUUUUAGAUUUUGAAGCAGCAUGGUCAUUUAAGAGAGAAAUGUCGGUCUAAAGUAU
Molecule: messenger RNA, 2190 nt
Organism: Sodiomyces alkalinus F11
Lineage: Eukaryota; Fungi; Ascomycota; Sordariomycetes; Glomerellales; Plectosphaerellaceae
Product: phosphoribosylaminoimidazole carboxylase
Exons: 2
Coding region: 130-1980 (616 amino acids)
Biological process (GO): 'de novo' IMP biosynthetic process
Molecular function (GO): ATP binding; phosphoribosylaminoimidazole carboxylase activity; metal ion binding
Source: RefSeq, a predicted model, not a curated record